Molecule: messenger RNA, 543 nt
Organism: Gamsiella multidivaricata
Lineage: Eukaryota; Fungi; Mortierellomycota; Mortierellomycetes; Mortierellales; Mortierellaceae
Product: P-loop containing nucleoside triphosphate hydrolase protein
Exons: 4
Coding region: 1-543 (180 amino acids)
Cellular component (GO): mitochondrion
Molecular function (GO): GTP binding
Source: RefSeq, a predicted model, not a curated record
AUGAUACCCGAAAACACCGUUAUACCGGAGGUCGCGUUCAUCGGCAGGAGCAACAUUGGAAAGUCUAGUUUGAUCAAUGGCCUUGUCAAUCGAAACGGACUUGUCAAAACCUCAAGUAAACCUGGCCACACGCGGAUGAUGAACUUUUUCAAGGUGGGCGAGAAGCUGUCCUUGGUCGACAUGCCAGGAUACGGCUGGAAAAGUCGGGAUGAAUGGGGAGGCAUGAUUCUCAACUACCUGCAGAACAGGAGAAACUUGAGGAGGAUAUAUAUUCUUGUGGACCCAUCCCAUGGACUCAAGGAGAGUGAUACCCAGAUCAUGCAACUCUUGGACGGAUCGGGCCUCUCAUAUCAAGUGGUGUUGACCAAAAAGGAUCGACUCUCAGUGACAAAGUACAAUGCUGCCAAGGCAGAGAUCGAGGCACAAUUGGUCAGAGAUGCGAUCUGUUGUUUCCCUAUGGUGCUCGGCGUCAGUAGUCGGACCAAAGAUGGACUAGAUGAGUUGCGAGCUGCGAUCAUCAAGGCAGGGCAACUAUCGCUAUAG